AUGCCUGUUCGGUCACCGGAUGAUGAGCCUUCCGAAAAGGAGCAACACGCCAGGAACGGAACAAACUUCUCGAAGGCCCAGGAAGCUCCCAGCUCGACUUCUGAUUUGGUCGCAAAGAAACCGACCACUGCCCGGCGUGGACGGGCGUAUGAAGCGAGGCUCCUGGUGCACAACCCUAUUUGGAGAGCAAAUGAGCUUGAAGCUUGGGUACAUCAGGACCAGGAUAGCCCCCAUCUCAAGAUCCGCAAAGCGGGAACCUUGCGCCGGUCGUGGAAGAAGACUUCAAACCAGUGGAUUGAAUCCACUGGAAACAGCGAUCAGCUGACACCAGCAUUUUGGAGAAGGUAUCCACCAAUCGAGACAUUCACGUUGUCUCGAGCGAUUUCUCCCUCCGAGCAAAACGGUGGCCGAGAAGAAAUCCCCAGAUACAAGGCUCUGUUUCUGCAGACAGAGCAGAGGCGCAAAGAGGAAGAAGAGGGGAGGAAGCAGGCCGAAUGUGAAAUCAGACAGGAGAGGGAGAGACUUGAGCAGCUUCAAGAGCUCAGCUGA
This is a messenger RNA of Penicillium oxalicum, 549 nucleotides long. RefSeq lists its product as uncharacterized. NCBI's taxonomy places the organism in Eukaryota, Fungi, Ascomycota, Eurotiomycetes, Eurotiales, Aspergillaceae. The transcript has 3 exons. The coding region runs from base 1 to 549 and encodes 182 amino acids. The record is from RefSeq and is a predicted model, not a curated record.